GCGCCGUCCUCUUUCUGCUGUAGAGACGUUUAUUGUGACUAACUGACACACGGUACUUCUCAUGUACAAGAUCUACUUGCGGAUGUCAUUUAACAGACAGAGAUUAGAGGAGCAGCUAUGACUUUAACAGCAGCAGCAAGUGGAUUUGUCAUCUUCCUUCUCUCUGUACAAGUGGUACAGGGACAGUAUGCCAUGGGAGUGACUUACACUUCUACUGAGAUGUGUGUGUUGAAUGGAUCAACAGUGGACAUACGCUGCACCUACAGAUACCCACCCAGAGAAAAUGGCCUUGAUACUACAGUUGAGAAAACAUUCUGGUUCACUAAAAUGAAAGGCGCUGAAUAUGUGGAUCUGAGAACAGACUCAGAGUAUGCAGGUCGUGUUCAAUAUCACUGUGAUAAGAACAACUGCACUCUGAGAAUCACAGACCUGAGAGAGAGCGACUCAGCUCAGUACAAGUUCAGGUUCAUAACAAACCAAUCAGGAGGGAGAUUUACUGGUUUACCUGGAGUCUCUUUGACUGUCACAGAUCUACAGGUGAGAAGAUCACAUUCACAUAAUUCAUAUAAAAAGCUGACGUGUCACAGCAGUUGUCUACCUCCUCGUACUUCCUACGUCUGGUACAAGAAUGGACAGAAAAUUCAGGCAGAAAGAUCUACUUAUUCAGGCAACUUUGAUUCUGCUGACAGCUAUUCCUGUGCUUUAAAAGGACAUGAGCAUUACCCGUCUCCCCCAGUGUGUGUCGAUGGUCAAUCCUGCAACAGAGUGAUUUACACUGACAGAAGCAUCUGUGCCUUCAGAGGCUCAUCAGUGGACAUUUCCUGCUCAUACAACAGUUAUGAAUCUAUCACAUCAAAAUUCUGGUUCAGUCCUGAACGUAGUCAUCAGUGGCAGAAUCCCUCACAGCCUGAGAACCUUAGUGAAGACUCCCAGUAUGCAGGUCAUGUUCAGCUCCUUGAAACAGAGGGAGGACGCUCCACUCUGAGAAUCUCUGACCUGAGAGAGAGCGAUUCAGCCCAGUAUCACUUCACAUUCAAAACACAAUGGUUUGAAUGGAGGAGUAGUUUACCUGGAACAACUCUGACUGUCACAGAUCCAAAUCUGCAAGUGCUGGUGAACAUAGCCUCUCAGUAUUCUACCUGGGCAGAGCUGAAGUGUCACAGCAGAUGUCGUCUACCUGAUCGUUCUUCCUUCAUCUGGUACAAGAAUGGACAGAAAAUUCAGGAUGAAACACCUUCUAUUUAUACCGUGUACCUUGACUCAUCAGACAGCUAUUCCUGCGCUGUAAAAGGAUUUGAGCAUCAUCCUGCUCCUUCAGUGUGUGUCUCUGGUCAAUCCUGCAACAGAGUGAUUUACACUGACAGAAGCAUCUGUGCCUCAAGAGGCUCAUCAGUGGACAUUUCCUGCUCAUAUAUCAGUUAUGAAUCUAUCACAUCAAAAUUCUGGUUCAGUCCUGAACAUAGUCAUCAGUGGCAGAAUCCCUCACAGCCUGAGGACCUUAGUGAAGACUCCCAGUAUGCAGGUCGUGUUCGGGUCCUUGAAACAGAGAAAGGACGCUCCACUCUGAGAAUCUCUGACCUGAGAGAGAGCGAUUCAGCCCAGUAUCACUUCACAUUCAAAACACAAAGCUUUGAAUGGGGGAGUAGUUUACCUGGAACAACUCUGACUGUCACAGAUCCAAAUCUGCAAGUGCUGGUGAACAGAGUCUAUCAGUAUUCUACCAGGGCAGAGCUGAAGUGUCACAGCAGAUGUCGUCUACCUGAACGUUCUUCCUUCAUCUGGUACAAGAAUGGACAGAAAAUUCAGGAUGAAACACCUUCUAUUUAUAACGUGUACCUUUACUCAUCAGACAGCUAUUCCUGCGCUGUAAAAGGAUUUGAGCAUCAUCCUGCUCCUUCAGUGUGUGUCCAUGGUCAGUCCUGCAACAGAGUGAUUUACACUGACAGAAGCAUCUGUGCGUUCAGAGGAUCAUCAGUGGACAUUUCCUGCACAUACAGUAGUUCCAGCACACACUAUGGAUCUAUCACAUCAAAAUUUUGGUUCAAUCCUGAGCGUAGUCAUCAGUGGCAGAAUCCCUCACAGCCUGAGAACCUUAGUGAAGACUCCCAGUAUGCAGAUCGUGUUCAGCUCCUUGAAACAGAGAGAGGACGCUCCACUCUGAGAAUCUCUGACCUGAGAGAGAGCGAUUCAGCCCAGUAUCACUUCACAUUCAAAACACAAAGAUUUGAAUGGAAGAGUAGUUUACCUGGAACAACUCUGACUGUCACAGCUCUCCAGGUGCAGGGCAGUUUAAUCCUGGUGACAACGUCUCCUGUGCUUUAAAAGGACAUGAAGAUUACCGCUCUCCUUCAGUGUAUGCACCAAUGCCUCCCUCUGUGUCAGUGAAUCCCUCUGAUGAUAUCAUUGAGGGCAGUUCAGUGACUCUGACCUGUAGCAGUGAUACUAACCCAGCAGGUAAUUACACCUGGUACAAGAAGAAUGUAAAUCGAGACCUUCAACCUCUCAGUAAAGAA
This is a messenger RNA of Thunnus maccoyii (southern bluefin tuna), 2513 nucleotides long. RefSeq lists its product as uncharacterized. The record is from RefSeq and is a predicted model, not a curated record. The transcript has 11 exons. Bases 118 to 2322 code for a protein of 734 amino acids. NCBI's taxonomy places the organism in Eukaryota, Metazoa, Chordata, Actinopteri, Scombriformes, Scombridae.